Messenger RNA from Staurois parvus, 406 nucleotides. The record is from the annotation of a GenBank genome assembly. NCBI's taxonomy places the organism in Eukaryota, Metazoa, Chordata, Amphibia, Anura, Ranidae.
AUGUGCCACUUUCAGGUCUCCUCACACUGCUGGUGUGUUCCAUUUUUUUGUCAUAGGGUGCUGGCAGAUUACGGGCCUCCCAUAGCUGCUGCCAGGCCCCUAAUCUGCCAUGGGCCCCUGUACCGCCUCCUCAUGCUGCUGCCAGGUCCAGAGUCUCUCAUGGGUCCCUGUACGGCCUCCCAUUGCUGCUGUCUCCAUCGCCACACUCUGCCAUGUGCCACUUUCAGGUCUCCUCACACUGCUGGUGGUUUCCAUUUUUGUCAUAGGGUGCUGUAUGGCCUCCCAUUGCUGCUGCCUCCACCGCCACACUGUGGCUCCACACUCUGGUUUUGGCCCCGUGACUGCCCAAAUGAGUGAAGUGUGCGGUGAUUCUAAGAUCGACGGCACUCAUCUGCAUGUCAUACUG